Messenger RNA from Dinoponera quadriceps, 807 nucleotides. RefSeq lists its product as uncharacterized. The annotation marks the transcript as partial. The record is from RefSeq and is a predicted model, not a curated record. Gene Ontology annotation, molecular function: nucleic acid binding. The transcript is spliced from 3 exons. Lineage: Eukaryota; Metazoa; Arthropoda; Insecta; Hymenoptera; Formicidae.
AUGGGGUCCGGUAUCAAAUACCUGGGUCUCCGCCUUUACGGAAAAUGGAGUUUCGAGCGCCACUUUGAGGGGUUGGCCCUCAGGGUGGCCAGAGCCGCCGCCAGUUUGGGGCGGCUCAUGCCCAACCUGGGGCCAAAUGUGGGGGCUCGCCGGCUCUACGCGGGGGCGCUGCAGGCUACGGUCUUAUACGGCGCCCCCGUGUGGGCCGGCAGAGUAGUGAAGUGGCAGGGGGGUUCACGAUGCCUUCGCGGUGCUCUCAGGGACUCCGUGGUGUGGGUGGCCUUCUUCGCCUUCUCCAGCAGUGUUAUGCUGCGUAAGGGGAAGCGGAGAGGGCCAGGAUUAGGGAUGGUUUGCGGACUCGUGAGGCCGAAGGAGGAAGCGGAGAGGGAAGGAUGGAUCCCUCCCUCCGUGCAACAAGGAGAGGCGGUGGGCAUCGGGGUGUUCCCCGGCGCGCACCGCGUAGGGUUAGUGAUUGACCAGAAACGGCUAGAAUUGGCCAACAGGAGAGGUGCUGUGUUUCAUCAGGACAAUGCCAGGCCACAUAUGUCUAUAGCGACUCGUCAGAAACUCCGGGAGCUUGGUUGGGAAUGGACGGUUUUGAGGCAUCCACCAUAUAGUCCGGCGCCAAGUGAUUAUCAUGUUUUUCUUGCAUUGCAAAACUUCCUUAGUGAUAAGAAAUUGACAUCAAGAGAAAUUUGUGGAAAUCGAUUACUAGAAUUUUUCGCCAAUAGGAACCAAGACUUCUAUGAGAGAAGCAUUAUGAAGAUACCUUUAAAAUGGCAACAAAUUAUAAAUCCAAACGGUGCA